This is a messenger RNA of Larimichthys crocea (large yellow croaker), 2575 nucleotides long. Its product is annotated as complement factor B-like. Gene Ontology annotation, biological process: response to bacterium; complement activation; proteolysis. NCBI's taxonomy places the organism in Eukaryota, Metazoa, Chordata, Actinopteri, Sciaenidae. The transcript is spliced from 18 exons. The record is from RefSeq and is a predicted model, not a curated record. Gene Ontology annotation, cellular component: extracellular region; extracellular exosome. Bases 39 to 2369 code for a protein of 776 amino acids. Gene Ontology annotation, molecular function: serine-type endopeptidase activity.
AAAUAAAUCCACAGCUCCUGCAAAGCCAACUCAUUUUCAUGCCGUUGUUUCCCAGUUUAAGAUUCAACAUGAGAUUUCGACAGGAGAGCUGGCUUGCUGCUCUUUUAUGUCUCCUCUCUAUGGGAGGUGAAGUUUGGUGUAAUUGCACAGCGCAAAAUAUAGAAAUUGCUGGAGGGAAUUACAAAUUAACCAAGGAGCUGCUGACAGGCAGCACGUUGAUCUACAACUGUCCUGAGGGCUACUUUCCAUAUCCGGCUUUGGUCCGCAUUUGCCAGGCUAACGGCGCCUGGAAACCACGACCCAAAACGUAUUUUCCUCAGAAAUGCAAACUUGUUGAAUGUCCAGAUCCUAAUGUGCUAGAGAAUGGAAACGUCUCCCCUCCUCAGGAGAAGUACUUUGUGGACAACGAGACCACAUAUGAGUGCUACUCUGGAUACAGAAUGCGAGGCUCACCCAAGCGUGUUUGCUUACCAAAUGGAAAGUGGAGCGGCUCCACUACCAUCUGUAGCCAUGACGCUGGAGAUGACUGCGCUGAUCCCGGUAUCCCAGCUGGUGCCUCAAGAGCAGGGAACAUGUUUGGAAUAGACGACAAAGUGACAUACAGCUGCAACAGCAACCUGUUUUUGGUGGGGUCAAGUGAAAGAGUGUGUCAGGAGAACGGCCAAUGGACUGGCAUGGAGCCAGAGUGCUAUUACAAACACACCUAUGACACUUCAGUAGAGAUAUCACAGGCCUUUGGCAGUGCCAUCAAAAAUACCCUCACCAAGGAAGAGCCACUUGAUGGCUCACCGGAGGGAAGAAAAUUGAGGAUCUCAAAAGAGGGGACACUUAACAUCUAUAUCGCAGUGGAUGUUUCUGCGAGCAUAGAGGACAAAUACAUCAGUAACACAACGUCUGUUAUCAAAAAACUAAUUCAAAAGAUUUCAUCUUUUACCGUGUCUCCAAACUAUGAAAUCGUCUUUUUCUCCUCUGAAAUAGAGGAAGUUGUCAAUAUUCUUGAUUUCUGGGAAAAAAAAGAUGUUCGAAAAGACAUCCUGGAGAAAUUGGAUACAUUUGGAAUAAAUGACAGAAGUUCUACUGGAACAGAUCUGAACCUUGUCUUUUUUACUUUCUGGGAGCGAAUGUCUUUCAUAAAGACGCGAGUUGGAGCAAACGCCUUUAAGGACCAUCGUCAUGUCAUUAUCCUUUUUACAGAUGGUGCUUAUAAUAUGGGCGGUUCACCUGCACCCACUUUGGCAAGAAUCAAGGACAUGGUGUACAUGAACCAGACUGGUGAAAAAGAGGUUAAUUCAAGGGAAGAAUAUCUUGACGUUUAUGUUUUUGCCAUUGGAGCUGAGACCUUUGAUGACGACCUGAAGUCAUUCACAGUUGGGAAGGCAGAAGAAAAGCAUUUCUUCAAAGUGAAGGGCAUUGACAAAAUGUAUGACGCUUUUGAUGAUAUAAUUGAUGAAAACGAUGUUAAAGGUCUGUGUGGUCUUCACAAGGAGUUUCAGAAAACAGAUGACAAUGAGAAAAGGAGGAAAAUGCAUCCAUGGGGUGCAUUUAUUUCUAUUAGGAAUCCAAACAACAACCACAAGAAUUGCCUGGGUUCGCUGAUUUCCAAAGAAUUUGUCUUGACUGCUGCUCACUGCUUCAUAUUUGAGAAUUUACCUGAGCAUGUCACAGUUGAUUUCUUCGAGAAAGUGAGAAAUCUACAAGUCAAAAAAAUCUUCCUACACCCAAAGUACAAUAUUAAUGCUAAGGUGAAUGAGGGUGUGAAGGAGUUCUACGACUAUGAUGUGGCUCUCAUCUUGCUGAAGGACCCUAUUGAUAUCUCUGUCACUGUUAGACCUAUUUGCAUACCUUGCACCAAGGAGACUAAUACUGCUCUAAAACUGGGUGCUGAUUCCACCUGCAAGGACCAAGAACAGACGCUGUUAAAGAAUCAUCUUGAAAGACUGAGUUUCUUGACCAAAAUCGACCUUAACAAGCUAUACGAAAAAACUGUCAGUGCUAAGAUUGGUGAUAAUAGAGAUGAAUGCAUCAGCUAUGCAUUGCGGGCAAAAGGCAUAACAACAAAUAAUCCCAAAGACGCUGUGACUGACAACUUCCUGUGCACUGGUGGUCAGCAGCCUUUCAGAGAUCAUAUAGCACGAAAAGGUGACUCUGGAGGUGCUGUGUUCAAGAGCUACGAGAACCGCACAAUACAGGUUGCAUUGGUCAGCUGGGGAACAGAGGAAGUGGUCGCUGCUUCCCCUGAUGAGCGCUACGAGUCAACCCCGACCUCCAGAGAUUUCCAUAUUAAUCUUUUCAGAGUUAUCCCUUUUCUCAAAUCUAUCCUUGCAAAUAACACAGACGACUAUUCACCAAUGGAGUUUUUGCAAAACUAAAUGCAUUUGCAUGCUGUCAUUUCUUUUUUUUCUUUUUUUUAAGUAGUCAGCACCAUAGAUCAGAGUUUGUUGUGACAGUGUGAUGUUCCUGCUUGCUUUGCUGAAGAUAUUUAUUAUAUUAUAAUUCUGAUUGUACAAGGCAGAAAAGAUCAUUUACAUUCGUAAUGUGUGUUAAUUACAUCAAUAAAACAAUGCUGAUCCAUGUA